Messenger RNA from Closterium sp. NIES-65, 1011 nucleotides. The record is from the annotation of a GenBank genome assembly. NCBI's taxonomy places the organism in Eukaryota, Viridiplantae, Streptophyta, Zygnematophyceae, Desmidiales, Closteriaceae.
AUGCCCCUCGUCAUUCCCUCCUCACCCACUCUCAUACGCUCUCUUCCCCUCUCACCCACUCUCUAUACGCUCUUAUUCCCUCUCACCCACUCUCAUACGCUCUCAUUCCCUCUCACCCACUCUCAUACGCUCUCAUUCCUCUCACCCACUCUCAUACGCUCUCAUUCCCUCUCACCCACUCUCAUACGCUCUCAUUCCCUCUCACCCACUCUCAUACGCUCUCAUUCCAUCUCACCCACUCUCCUACGCUUCAUUCUCUCACCCACUCUCAUACGCUCUCAUUCCCUCUCACCCACUCUCAUACGCUCUCAAUCCCUCUCACACACUCUCAUACGCUCUCAUUCCCUCCCUCUACCCACUCUCAUACCCUCGUCAUUCCCUCUCACCCACUCUCAUACCUCUUCCCUCUCACCCACUCUCUUACGCUUCUCAUUCCCUCUCACCCACUCGCAUACACUCUCAUUCCCUCUCACCCACUCUCAUACGCUUCUCAUUCCCUCUCACCCACUCUCAUACACUCUCAUUCCCUCUCACCCACUCUCAUAUGCUCUCAUUCCCUCUCACCCACUCUCAUACGCUCUCAUUCCCUCUCACCCACUCUCAUACGCUCUCAUUCCCUCUGACCCACUCUCUUACGCUCUCAUUCCCUCUCACCCACUCUCAUACGCUCUCAUUCCCUCCCACCAACAGUCAUACGCCCUCAUUCCCUCUCACCCACUCUCAUAUCCUCUCAUUCCCCUCUCACCCACUCUCUUACGCUCUCAUUCCCUCUCACCCACUCUCAUACACUCUCAUUCCUCUAACCCACUCUCAUACGCUCUUAUUCCCUCUCACCCCUCUCAUACGCUCUCAUUCCUCUUGCCCACUCUCAUACGCUCUCAUUCCCUCUCACCCACUCUCAUACGCUCUCAUUCCCUCUCACCCACUCUCAUACGCUCUCAUUCCCUCUCACCCACACUCAUACGCUCUCAUUCCCUCUCACCCACUCUCAAACGCUCUCAUUGCCUCUAA